Molecule: messenger RNA, 2628 nt
Organism: Prunus mume (Japanese apricot)
Lineage: Eukaryota; Viridiplantae; Streptophyta; Magnoliopsida; Rosales; Rosaceae
Biological process (GO): pyrimidine nucleobase biosynthetic process; CTP biosynthetic process
Molecular function (GO): CTP synthase activity; identical protein binding
Source: RefSeq, a predicted model, not a curated record
UCUCUCUUUCUCUCUCUUGUUGUGUCUCUCUUUCUAUGUGUCUGUUGCUGUUAAGAAGCUGUUGAUGGUUUUUCUUGCUUUGGCUUUUGUAUGAUAUAGCUCAUGCUCUUUGCACCUCUGAGUUGGAUUAAAGAGAGAGAAAUCAGAUAACGUUCAAAAACACCAAGAAUUGCAAAUUAAGAAAAUAAGAAUUAGCAGCUCCUGCUCUACUGCUCUGCCUUUGAAACACUGUUCUGGUGGCUGGAAACAGGGGAGGGGCUAAGUUGGCGUUUGUCAAAGAAGAAGAAGAAGAAGAAGAAGAAGAAGAAGAAGCAGAGAAGAAAUGAAGUACGUUUUGGUGACUGGUGGAGUUGUGAGUGGUCUUGGGAAAGGAGUGACUGCUAGUAGUAUUGGCUUGCUUCUAAAGGCUUGUGGGCUUCGGGUCACUUCCAUUAAGAUAGAUCCUUACUUAAACACUGAUGCUGGAACUAUGUCCCCCGUUGAACAUGGUGAAGUCUUUGUCUUAGAUGAUGGUGGUGAGGUGGACUUGGACCUUGGAAACUAUGAGCGAUUUCUAGAUAUCAAGCUGACCCGUGAUAAUAAUAUUACUACCGGAAAGAUUUACCAGUAUGUUAUUGACAGAGAAAGAAGGGGAGAUUAUCUAGGAAAAACUGUCCAGGUUGUUCCUCACAUCACAGAUGCUAUCCAAGAGUGGAUUGAGCGUGUAGCACAAAUACCAGUGGAUGGGGAGUCAGGUCCAGCUGAUGUUUGUGUCAUAGAAUUGGGUGGAACUAUAGGUGAUAUUGAAUCCAUGCCUUUUAUUGAGGCAUUAGGACAAUUCUCGUACCGUGUAGGUAGUGACAACUUUUGCUUGAUUCAUGUUAGCCUUGUGCCUGUUUUGAAUGUUGUUGGUGAACAGAAAACAAAACCAACCCAGCACAGUGUUCGUGGACUGAGGUGCCUGGGUUUGACACCACAUUUGAUAGCUUGUCGCAGCACAACGGCACUAGAAGAGAACGUAAAGACAAAAGUCAGUCAGUUUUGCCAUGUCCAGAAAGAGAACAUCAUCACUCUCUACGAUGUUUCCAACAUCUGGCACAUUCCAUUACUUUUAAGAGAUCAGAAGGCUCAUGAAGCAAUCUUUAAAGUGCUGAACCUUCAGGGAUUAACAAGGGAACCUGAAUUAGAUGAAUGGACUUCUAGGGCUGAAAUUUGUGACAUGUUGCAUGAGCCGGUUCGCAUUGCCAUGGUCGGGAAGUAUACGAGGCUUUCAGAUGCCUACCUCUCUGUAAUAAAGGCUCUUGUGCAUGCUUCUGUUGCUCGUGGCAAGAAACUUUUUGUGGAUUGGGUUUCAGCUGGCGACCUUGAAGACGCAACUGCAAAAGAGAAUCCUGAUGCUUAUAAAGCCGCCUGGAAGUUGUUGAAGGGUGCAGAUGGUGUUCUCGUUCCCGGAGGAUUCGGGGACAGAGGAGUGCAAGGGAAAAUUCUUGCAGCAAAAUAUGCCCGGGAAAAGAGAAUUCCAUUCCUUGGCAUUUGUCUAGGAAUGCAGAUUGCUGUCAUUGAGUUUGCACGAUCUGUUCUUGGUCUGAAAGAUGCUAACAGCACAGAAUUUGAUCCUAACACUAAGAAUCCCUGUGUUAUAUUUAUGCCAGAGGGUUCAACAACACAUAUGGGAGCCACCAUGCGCCUUGGAUCCAGGAGAACAUAUUUCCAGUCUACAGAAUCCAAAUCGGCUAAACUAUAUGGAAACAAGCGCUUCAUCGAUGAGAGACAUCGACACAGAUAUGAGGUGAAUCCUGAAAUGGUAGCACGCCUUGAAAAUGCUGGCCUCUCUUUCACUGGCAAGGAUGAAACUGGCCAACGCAUGGAGAUUGUUGAGCUGCGUAAUCAUCCAUAUUUCAUUGGUGUCCAGUACCAUCCUGAAUUCAAAUCAAGACCAGGAAAACCUUCUGCUUUAUUCAUAGGCCUAAUAGCAGCAGCAUGUGGGCAGUUGGAUGCUUUUUUACAGGGCUCUGAGAGCAAAAGGAAUAUCCCAAAUGGACCUGCCAAUGAUAUGUCCCAGAGGCAUAUCUCAUAUGGAGCAAGCAAUGAUAUGCCCCAAAGAAAUAUCCCAAAUGGAGCAAGCAAUCAUAUGUUCCAAGCAGCAUGUGGGCAGUUGGAAUCUUUCUUCCAGGGUUCUGAGACCAAAAGAAAUGUCCCAAAUGGAGCAGCCAAAGCAUAUCAAAAUGGAGCUGCAGCUAAGCUUGCUAAUCGGCCACAAGACGGUGCAUACAGCAUUUUCAAUGGCAUGCACUUGUGAAGGCUGUUUAGGCCUCUGCAUAAUAUAUUUAUAGGAUUAUCUUUCUUUGUGGUGUGGUUUAGGGGAUUUUAAUUACAUAAUUAGCAGGGGCUUUUAGGUGAUAUAAUAUUAUAGGAUUGGUUUGUACAGUCAUUUGGGAUAUGGUUAGAUAUUAGCCUUCCAAAGACACAAACUUUAGAAUGGAGAGCUGCAUCCUGAGGUUUUUAAAACAGGUCAGCUUGUCAAAAGUCCUGUACUGCACUUAGAAUGUGCAGGGGAUUUGCCCAUUCUUCCCCAGCACCCUAUCCUUUUGUUUUGUCUUGAUUUUAUUGCAGUAAUAAAUCUUCAUAUGCAUGGACUCUUGGCUUGAA